GUUUGAUUUGCUUUGCGGAUUUAUGAAGCAGCGGUUGCCAUGAAAAUGGAAGAACCAAAGCUCUGAUCCACAACCCUGUUUGUUUCAACUACCCUCUCUCUCAUAUAUAAAUAUAUUCUUAUCUUAUUAUCCUCUGUUUAUUGUAUUGAAGCUCUCUCUCUCAUGGGAUCUUUGUUGGGGAACUGGCCUUCCUACGACCCUCACAAUUUCAGCCAGUUGAGGCCCUCUGAUCCUGCUCAUCCUUCUUUAACACCAGCUACCUAUCACCCUACUCAUAACAGGACUCUUCCUCCAGAUAACCAAGUAAUUUCAACUGAAGCUACCAACAUUCUUUUGAGGCAGUUUUAUCAGCGAGCUGAAGAAAAGUUGAGACCAAAGAGAGCUGCAUCGGAAAAUUUAAUGCCAGACCAUGGAUGCAAGCAGCUUAGAGGCUCAAAUGCAGAUGACUCCAAGCCUUAUGAGUGAGUCGCAUUCAUCUGGAGGUCGGAAACCAUAUCAUGGUUGGCAUGGAUGCAUUCUUUGUGUGAACUUGUAGAUAUUAAGCAUGCCUGAUCUUUUGGUGAGAGAUGUUUACCCAUAUUCUUAGUGGCAGUUUGUCAGAAAGCAAAGGAGAAAAAUGUGAGUAACAGGAAGAGAGAGAGCAGUUGGAGUGGUUGUGCAUCACCAUUAGUACUAUCCAUUUGGGGUUUCUGUAUGUAACAUUGUCACUUUGCUGUAUAAACCUUAAAUAUUGGUGAUGGUUUUGGUUCAGUGAAUGCUUGGAUUGGAAAUU
Messenger RNA from Amborella trichopoda, 772 nucleotides. Its product is annotated as DET1 complexing ubiquitin ligase. NCBI's taxonomy places the organism in Eukaryota, Viridiplantae, Streptophyta, Magnoliopsida, Amborellales, Amborellaceae. Gene Ontology annotation, biological process: positive regulation of proteasomal ubiquitin-dependent protein catabolic process. Gene Ontology annotation, cellular component: Cul4-RING E3 ubiquitin ligase complex. The record is from RefSeq and is a predicted model, not a curated record.